AUGACUCCCCCACCACCUCCAACCCUGCAAAUCCGCAGCAACGAGAGCAGCAGCGCCAAGGGCCGCAGCCUCCACGCAACGCGGCCCUUCCGCCCCGGCCAAACCAUCCACGCCUUCGCCGCCCCGCGCCUCGCCCUCGCCUCGACGACGCACCUCGCCCGCGUGUGCAGCCACUGCCUGCGGCCCGGCGACCCGCGCGCCUGCUCGCGCUGCCGCGCCGCCUUCUACUGCGACCCGGCCUGCCAGGCCGCCGCCUGGGCCGCCGUCCACGCCCGCGAGUGCAAGGCCCUGCGCCGCCGCCGCCAGGGGUCCGACAGGCCCGCUGCCCUGCUGCCGACCCCGGUGCGCGCCCUCGUCCAGGCUCUGCUGGUUGACGAGACGGCGCGUGCGCUUGCUCCGCUCGAGGGCCAUGUGCCGCGCCGGCGCAACCAAGGCCGGGGCCAUCUGGGUCUUGACGGCGGCGGCGGUUGGCAGGAUCUGCAGAUGAUGGCCAUGGCUGGCUGUGCGUUUGCCGGCAUGGAAGGGACUGAGGAUGAGGUGACGAGGGCGGUUGACCUGCUUUGCAAGAUUCAGACAAACGCCUUUCACAGGUACGACGCGGACCUCGGCCAGGUUGGAAUCUUCCUGGAGCCCACGCUCGCCAUGGCCAAUCACUCCUGCGUCCCCAACGCUCUUGUCCAGUUCAUCGGGCGCAAGGGCAUCUUGACGGCCGAGCGGCCCAUCGAGGCCGGCGACGAGGUCGAAAUCUCCUAUACAGACUACACAUAUCCUCUCACCAAGCGACAACAAGCGCUUGCCUCCUACUGCUUCGAGUGCCGCUGUCCCCGCUGCAAAGACGACCUCAACGUCUAUCAGGUCGGCGCCGCCAGCCCUCGCAAUAUCAUCCCCGACGGCCUCAGUCUGGUCCCCGAUCCAUUCUCACGGCUACGCAAUCAUCCAGCCGUCAACGAUGCUGGCAAGCAAGUUCUGGUCAAGGCCCAUGGCGAGUCGGCCACCAUGUCGACAGAGCGCCGGACCAUGCCUCAAGACUCGCUUCACGAGCGCCAUGAGAUGCUGCUGGCCCAGUAUCGCGACUGUGCGGGCCUCGUAGCCGCGGAGAUGUGGGCCGUGACCCCCGUGCCCCAGCUGCUGACGGAGAUCUCCAUCUACUACGCCGAGCGAGGCGACUUUGCCUUUGCGCUGGCAGUUGCGUGCUUUGUCGCAACAGCAUGUGAUCCAUAUCGAUACGCGGCAUACUUCCACCCGGUCAGGGCCAAGAAUGUGCUCAUGAUCGCCAAGCUCCUCGCCAACACGGCCGAGGGAACGACUGCGCUCAACCAAGCCGUCGAGUCCAUCACUACCCGCGCCGACCUGGACCAAAAGAUUCGCGAGACGCUUCGCGACAUCGAUCAGGUCUCGCUGUGUCAGAUGCUGCUGAUCAUGGUCUUGCGCUCGGCUCCGGCCGGCCACGCUGAUGGAUGGGAAGUCGCCGUGGCAGCGCGAGAGAUGCUGCAGGACAUCGAGCAGCUGCCAGGUCGAGACAAGGAGCUUCCCCUCAUUACAGCCUGGAUGCAGGACCCGUCGGACGAGCAAUGCCGAGCCUUCUUCGACUACGCUGUUGUUCAACAGGUGGACGCCUUGGCCAGUCUAGGACGUGCAGUGCUUCAGGUCAAGUUUGGCACCGGGGCCUGA
This is a messenger RNA of Hirsutella rhossiliensis, 1671 nucleotides long. RefSeq names its product MYND finger domain-containing protein. NCBI's taxonomy places the organism in Eukaryota, Fungi, Ascomycota, Sordariomycetes, Hypocreales, Ophiocordycipitaceae. The record is from RefSeq and is a predicted model, not a curated record. Bases 1 to 1671 code for a protein of 556 amino acids. Gene Ontology annotation, cellular component: nucleus. The transcript has 3 exons. Gene Ontology annotation, molecular function: protein binding.